Messenger RNA from Conger conger (European conger), 5455 nucleotides. RefSeq names its product Tnf receptor-associated factor 5 (gene traf5). Gene Ontology annotation, biological process: regulation of canonical NF-kappaB signal transduction; regulation of apoptotic process; tumor necrosis factor-mediated signaling pathway. Gene Ontology annotation, molecular function: zinc ion binding; thioesterase binding. Lineage: Eukaryota; Metazoa; Chordata; Actinopteri; Anguilliformes; Congridae. The coding region runs from base 1023 to 2690 and encodes 555 amino acids. The transcript has 11 exons. Gene Ontology annotation, cellular component: plasma membrane signaling receptor complex. The record is from RefSeq and is a predicted model, not a curated record.
UCUGAUUGUUUGAAUAUUUUGAAAUGACAAAAUGCUACAGUGCGGGUUUGUCCUGUCCAUUUUUAUUUUGUUCAGUCAUUCAUAGAAAAUUUUUCAGUUCAGAGUAAGGGAUUGUUGUGACUUACCAAUUUCAUAGGGUUUAUAUGGUUUGGACCUUUUAUCUGAUUUGGAACCUGACUGUGAGAAAGUGGUGAACAUCUGUAUAAGAACCAGAGAUAAUCGAUGCUUUGGAUGCCAGAUAUGAUGACAGAAUCUCAGUAAUUAUGACAAGAACUGAAUAGGGUGGUGCUCUGACAUUGCUUAUGGGUAUUUUAACAGACAUAACUACAGUAAAAUGUCAUAACUACAGUAAAAUGAGUAUUUGUUUCCAUGUAAACACUGAAAGGGGCAUGGACUGGGCAUCAAUUCAAUUAAAUUCAAUUUUGUUUGUAUAGCGCUUUUUUCAAAGGGCCUUUGUCACAUGGCAGCUUUACAGAGAAACCGGGCCCCAAGAGUACACCUAGGGCAACAGUGGCGAGGAAAAACUCCCUGGAACAGGAAGAAACCUUGAGCAGAACCUGACUCAGUAGGGGAACCCAUCUGCCCAUCUGACACAUGUCACCGUUAUGGCUGAUCCAGGCUCGUGCCUAAAUCAUUUGAAGCAAGUCUUAAGACGACUGUAUUAAAGUAGGCUUGGUUAAUUAUAAUGACUUUAGGAGUUAUGAAACAAAUACAUUUACCUAGACAUUCUCCUAAAUCUGACGUAAGUUCAUUUUAACGUUGAGGUCUUAACCUCUCGUGUGCGCGGGGUCGUUUGGUCACAUUUAUAUUUCGCUUCUGUGCGCGUGCUACUUCCUUUCAUUUUGUACUCCUGGACGCGCGCCAAGUUCUGCUGACGGUUCUGCUGAAAUGUGAGAAUAUUCGCUAGACGAUAUAGCCUGAGACAUUUUCUGCGAUCAAUGGAAAAUCUGCUGAAGAGGAUAUUCCUUUGAAACGAGGAUACGUCACCUUUAAAUAAAACAAGGUCUGCUGCAGAGGACGGGAUGGCCACGGAGGGGGAGGACGAGGGGCUGCCCCAGCAGCACUGGGGUGUGUUUGGGUCUGAGGAUCUGGACUCCAGGCUGCUGUCCCACACGCUGCGCUUUGUGGAGACGCUGGAGGCCCAGUACCUGUGCCCCUGCUGCAGCGGGGUGGUCAUCAACCCCCACCAGGCCAGCUGUGGCCACAUCUUCUGCCUGCGCUGCAUCAGAGCUCUGCUGGAAAACGGCUUGUCAGCAAAGUGUCCCAAAGACCAUGCCUUCAUUAAGUCUAAUGAGGUUUUUCAAGAUAACUGCUGUAAAAGGGAAAUACAGAAUUUAGACAUCUACUGUACCAACUAUCCAGCCUGUGCAUACACCUUUCCUCUGUGUCAUCUGCAGGAGCAUCUGAAGACAUGUCAGUUUGAGAUCAUUAAGUGCCCCAACCAGGACUGUCCUGAGACCCUGCCCUGCGCUGAGCUGGAGGAUCAUACCAAAAACCACUGCCUCCACCGCCUGGAGCCCUGCCCUCACUGCCACCAACAGCUCACACUCACCCACAUGAAGGACCAUGAGAACACUGUCUGUCCCGAGGUGAAGGUCCCCUGCCCCAACAAGUGCACCCAGAUGAUGCAGAGACACAUGCUGAAGGAACAUUUUAGUCAGUGUCCUGAGUUGGAGACGGACUGUGUGUAUAAGAAAUAUGGAUGUUCGGUCAGGGAAAAGAGGGCGAAGGUUCUGGUCCAUGAGGAUGCUGCCCUGAAUGAACAUCUGCUCCUGGUGUUGGAGAACAACACCAAGCUGGAAAAACAGAUCCACAGCCUCCAGCAGGGCAUGUCAGUGGGGCAAGAGCAGCUGCAGGACCAGAGGAGUGCUGUGAGCAGUCUAGAGCGUGCGGUGCAGCAGGUGACUAAGGAUGACCUGGCGCUUUCUUCUGUGCAGAGGUCAUUGGAGGACCAGCGGGGCCGGGUCUCCAACAUUCAGCUCCAGCUAAAGCAGCUUUCAUUGGCCUUUGGCCAGGACUCCACCCACACUGAGCUGGCUCAGCUGCGGGGCUCACUGGGCACGCUCAGUCAGCAGGUGUCUGUCAUCGAGGGCCUGAAGGAGCAGCUUGGUGUACUGGAGGACAGGUACCUGCAGCACUCACGGCUGCUGGACAUCCAUGUGGACCAGCUGCAGCGCAACGAGGAGCGCUUCCAGGAGCUGGAGUCCACAUCCUACACCGGGAAGCUCAUCUGGAAGAUCCGCGACUACCAGAAGAGGAAGGAAGCGGCCAGCAGGGGCCACGCCCCCGUGAUGCUGAGCUCUGCGUUCUACACGGGCCGCAGCGGGUACAAGCUGAGCGCGCGGGCGUAUCUGAGCGGGGACGGGGCGGGCCGGGGUACACACCUGUCCCUGUACGUGGUGCUGAUGCGAGGCGACUUCGACUCCCUGCUUCCCUGGCCUUUCCGCCAGACCAUCAGCCUCUCCCUGCUGGACCAGAGCCCUGCCCGAAACCACGUCAGUGAGUCCUUCCUACCCGACCCGGCGAGCAGCAGCUUCGCCCGCCCCGUCUCUGACACGAACGUGGCCUCCGGCUUCCCCCGCUUUGUUUCCCAUGGCAACCUGGAGGCCCCCAAGAACGCCGCCUACGUGAAGGAUGACACUCUCUUCAUUAAGAUCAGAGUGGACACCUCCAGCCUGGAAGACCUGUAGUACAGGCUCAGAAACCUGGGGCUGCAUGUUUGACACCAUGGAGGGGCACUGCCUUUGUAUCCCUGAGAAAGGAAUCACCUUGACCUGCUAGAGUAAAUGUAUAUGUAUGAAUGGACUGCAUGUAUUAAAUGGUUAAAUUUCUGAAUGCAAAUGUCUUCCGUUAAGCAAGUAGCAUCGCUGCAUUUAUGAUGUCUUCAACACCAGUGGCAGUAACAUGAUGGUGACAGUGAGCGGGCAGAAAUUUAUUCUGGUUCUGGUUAGAAUCUUUCAUAUGCCUUCAUUUUAAUUCAUAUAUUACAUUUUUACUUAAGACUUGCAAACAGGCAUUGUCUUCUCUCAAAAAUUAGUGUGAUUGGCUCAUUCUAUGUAGUACAAAAUAUUCAACAAAUUUCAACAGUAUUUAAUUGGUGUCAUUCUCAGAAUAAUAAUUUGUAAUCAUUUAUAAUUUGUUAUUUAGCUAAUGCUUUUAAUGAAAGUGAAGUGCAGUUGAUUAAGUGCUUACUGAGUGUAUAUGAAAUUAAUGAAACCUUUAAAAAAUAACUACUGAAACAAAACAGUAUGAGACAGUCACCAGGAACUGAAGAUAUUAAGAGAGCAGGUGGACCACACUGCCUGGCCAGAAUUGGUACAGAUUUAGCCUGGAGUUGCUGGCUGGGAUUUGGCAUGUUCAUCUUUCUGCACUUUAGGCUGGUGUGUAUGCGUCAGGUGUCGUCUCUGAGCAUGAUUGAGAAUAAUCUUUAUCCAAAUGGUUCUUGAAAUUGAAUUCAUGGAAACUAAAUGUUCCCUUGAAAAAUCAGUAGACAUUUUUCAAUUAUGUGGGUGGUGCUUGGAUUUGCGUUUUCUGAAGAUACAGUGCAUCCGGAAAGUAUUCACAGCGCUUCAGUUUUCCCACAUUUUGUUAUGUUACAGCCUUCUUCCAAAAUGGAAUAAAUUCAUUUUUUCCCUCAAAAUUCUACACACAACACCCCAUAAUGACAAAGAAGUUUUUUGAAAUUUUGGCAAAUUUAUUAAAAAUAAAAAACAAAGAAAUCACAUGUACAUAAGUAUUCACAGCCUUUGCUCAAUAUGUUGUUGAUGCACCUUUGGCAGCAAUUACAGCCUCAAGUCUUUUUGAAUAUGAUGCCACAAGCGUGGCACACCUAUCUUUGGGCAGUUUCGCCCAUUCCUCUUUGCAGCACCUCUCAAGCUCCAUCAGGUUAGAUGGGGAGCGUCGGUGCACAGCCAUUUUCAGAUCUCUCCAGAGAUGUUCAAUCGGAUUCAAGUCUGGGCUCUGGCUGGGCCACUCAAGGACAUUCACAGAGUUGUCCUGAAGCCACUCCUUUGAUAUCUUGGCUGUGUGCUUAGCGUCAUUGUCCUGCUGAAAGAUGAACCAUCGCCCCAGUCUGAGGUCAAGAGCGCUCUGGAGCAGGUUUUCAUCCAGCAUUCAUCUUUCCCUCAAUCCUGACUAGUCUCCCAGUUCCUGCUGCCACCACCAUGCUUCACUGUAGGGAUAGUAUUGGCCAGGUGAUGAGCAGUGCCUGGUUUCCUCCAAACAUGAUGCCUGGCAUUCAUGCCAAAGAGUUCAAUCUUUGUCUCAUCAGACCAGGGAAUUUUGUUUCUCAUGGUCUGAGAGUCCUUCAGGUGCCUUUUGGCAAACUCCAGGUGGGCUGCCAUGUGCCUUUUACUAAGGAGUGGCUUCCAUCUGGCCACUCUACCAUACAGGCCUGAUUGGUGGAUUGCUGCAGAGAUGGUUGUCCUUCUGGAAGGUUCUCCUCUCUCCACAGAGGAACGCUGGAGCUCUGAUAGAGUGACCAUUGGGUUCUUGGUCACCUCCCUGACUAAGGCCCUUCUCCCCCAAUUGCUCAGUUUAGACGGGCGGCCAGCUCUAGGAAGAGUCCUGGUGGUUCCGAACUUCUUCCAUUUACGGAUGAUGGAGGCCACUGUGCUCAUUGGGACCUUCAAAGCAGCAGAAGUUUUUCUCUACCCUUCCCCAGAUUUGUGCCUCGAGGCAGUCCUGUCCCGGAGGUCUACAGACAAUUCCUUUGACUUCAUGCUUGGUUUGUGCUCCGACAUGCACUGUCAACUGUGGGACCUUAUAUAGACAGGUGUGUGCCUUUCCAAAUCAUGUCCAGUCAACUGAAUUUACCACAGGUGGACUCCAAUUAAGCUGUAGAAACAUCUCAAGGUUGAUCAGUGGAAACAGGAUGAACCUGAGCUAAAUUUUGAGCUUCAUGGCAAAGGCUGUGAAUACUUAUGUACAUGUGAUUUCUUAGUUUCUUAUUUUUAAUAAAUUUGGAAAAAAAAAAAAAAAAAAAUUAUUUCAUUCACCCUAACCCUAACCCUAACCCUAACCCACUACACACAGUACAUACAAAGCUAAUUAAUUACCUACUGAAUUAAAGGUAAUUCUUUUAAUUCUUGAGUAAACACACUGAUGCCUAACCCAGUUUCACUCCUUUGGCUUCAGAGGAUUAUCUGGUUAUUCCUGGUUACUGCAGACUGUGUUUGUUUACUGCAAAUAUGUCUGAAAAGCCUGUACCAAUUUUGAUGCAUUUCACAAAUUGCUGAUUGAAUUCCUGAAGCAGGAAACCUUUUUUAGUUAAUAGUUUUGUCUGCUUACCCAAUAAUAAUUUCAGUAAAACAGGUCAAUAUAAUGUGUCAGUCAUUUUAUGAUUGAAUUUUAUGAUGAACAUAUUAUUUCUUUUAAAAUGUAAACUUAAAAUAGUAUUUUUGUAAUUCCAUUGGAAUACAUUGUGUGGUAAUAAAGUAUUUGCGUUUCUCUUUUA